Molecule: messenger RNA, 2271 nt
Organism: Fusarium odoratissimum NRRL 54006
Lineage: Eukaryota; Fungi; Ascomycota; Sordariomycetes; Hypocreales; Nectriaceae
Product: DNA excision repair protein ERCC-3
Exons: 1
Coding region: 1-2271 (756 amino acids)
Biological process (GO): nucleotide-excision repair; transcription initiation at RNA polymerase II promoter
Cellular component (GO): transcription preinitiation complex; transcription factor TFIIH holo complex; nucleotide-excision repair factor 3 complex
Molecular function (GO): ATP binding; 3'-5' DNA helicase activity; DNA binding
Source: RefSeq, a predicted model, not a curated record
AUGCCGCUCAAGCGAAAAGCGCAAAAAGCUUCUAUCGAUAUCAGUAACAUCGUCAAGCGAGACUUCUCGUACCUUGCGCGCAACCCUGACAGCGACAACCGGCCUCUAUGGAUUGAUCCCGACAAAGGAUACAUCAUUCUAGAGCGGUUUCAUCCUUUGGCUGACUUAGCGACUGAUUUCCUCGUGACUAUCGCGGAACCUCAAUCUAGACCAGCUUUUCUCCAUGAGUACAAGAUUACGCCGCAUAGUCUCUAUGCUGCUGUUUCUGUUGGGUUAAAUGGCGAAGACAUCAUCAACACUCUUGACAAGUUUCUCAAAACAGAGCUUCCGCAAACUAUCAGAGAUUUCAUCAGAUCUUGCACCAAGAGCUACGGAAAGGUUAAGCUGGUUUUGAAAGACAAUAAGUAUUUCGUCGAGAGUGGUGAUGCAGAUGUUCUUCAGACGUUACUUAAAGACAACAUCAUCGGUCCCCUUCGAGUGAAUGGUUCUGGCGAGGACAUUACCACGACGCGCGCUCCAGCGCUGGGUGUCUUUGUCAUUCCAGGAACAAAGAACGCGGCGGGGGUUCAGCAGGCUGACCUUCCACAAACUGCGGACAAAGAGUCGGAUCAGAUCGAAGCUGUACUGGAUGACUACGACAAUGAUGAUGAGAAAGAAGCUGUUCAUGCCUUUAAGAUUCCUGACAGCGCCGUCGAGACCGUUCAGAAGCGGUGCUUGGACUUAUCGUACCCCAUCCUCGAAGAGUACGACUUCCGCUAUGACAACGUCAAUCCCGACUUAGACAUCGAUCUGCGCCCAAACACCCAAAUCAGACCCUACCAAGAGAAGAGUCUUAGCAAAAUGUUCGGCAACGGUCGCGCCAAAAGCGGCACCAUCGUCCUCCCAUGCGGCGCAGGCAAAACACUCGUCGGCAUCACAGCAGCAUGCACCAUCAGAAAAGGUGUCAUCGUCCUCUGCACAAGCUCAGUCUCAGCAGUACAAUGGCGCAACGAAUUUCUCAAAUGGUCAAACAUCAAUCCUGAAGACAUCACAACUUUCACAUCCGACAGCAAAGAGAAGUUCUCUGGAAGUACUGGUGUUAUUGUGACGACCUAUUCGAUGGUUACAAAUAGUCGCGAGCGUGCUCAUGACUCAAAGAAGAUGAUGGAAUUUUUGGCAGGGCGCGAGUGGGGACUGAUGCUUCUUGAUGAGGUACAUGUUGUUCCGGCGAACAUGUUUCGGCGUGUUAUCUCGUCGAUUAAAACGCGCUCUAAGCUUGGGCUUACGGCUACGUUGCUUCGCGAGGAUGAAAAGAUCGAUCAUCUCAACUUUCUCAUUGGGCCUAAGCUUUACGAAGCUAAUUGGAUGGAACUCUCGCAGCAGGGGCAUAUCGCCAAGGUGCAAUGUGCCGAGGUCUGGUGUUCCAUGCCAACUGUUUUCUACGAGCAAUAUCUACAAGUUUCGUCCCGCAUGAAGCGAACGCUAGCCGCUAUCAAUCCCUCCAAAUUCCAGGCUUGCCAAUUUCUUAUCAACUAUCAUGAAGCGCGCGGCGAUAAGAUAAUUGUCUUCUCAGAUGAGCUCUACUCCCUGAAGCUCUACGCAUACAAGCUGAAGAGGUACCUUAUUUACGGCGGUACAAGCCAGGAGGAGCGACUCCGAGUCCUUGACCAUUUCCGGCACAAUCCUGAAGUGAAUACCUUAUUCCUCUCCAAAGUCGGAGAUACAUCGCUCGAUCUCCCCGAGGCAACGUGUCUCAUCCAAAUAUCCUCGCAGUUCGGCUCGCGCCGUCAAGAGGCACAGCGUCUCGGCCGCAUCUUGCGAGCAAAACGGCGAAACGACGAGGGGUUUAGCGCCUUCUUUUACUCACUCGUCUCUAAGGACACAUCCGAAAUGCAUUUUGCGUCAAAGCGGCAGGCCUUCCUCAUUGAUCAAGGCUAUGCGUUCAAAGUCAUCACCAAGCUAGAUGGUAUUGAAAGCAUGCCUGAUCUGGCAUUUUCUACAGCGGUCGAACAACGAGAAUUGCUACAGGGUACGUUGGCUGAUAACGAAACGGCGAUCGAUGAUGAAUUUGCUGCGGAUGAUCUCUGGGGUGGGGAGAAGAGUGGUGGAAAAGGGAAGAAGAAUACGGUGAGGCGCGUCGCCGGCUAUCUUGAUCAACUUAGUGGUGUGCAGGAUAUGGCCUACAUUGAACGGAACACUUCUGCCAACAAGGCUCUGAAGAGGAAGAAAGGCGAGAAGAGCGAAUUCUUUAAGAAAAUGGACAGAGAAAAUAAGCGACGGAAGAAUACGUGA